Molecule: messenger RNA, 684 nt
Organism: Prunus armeniaca (apricot)
Lineage: Eukaryota; Viridiplantae; Streptophyta; Magnoliopsida; Rosales; Rosaceae
Source: the annotation of a GenBank genome assembly
AUGGCGUUGUCUAGUAGAUGGAAACUUCUUAAUAAAGAGUUAGGGAAAUGGAGGAAUGCCUUGACAAAAGCAAAGGCGAACAUUCAAAGCGGUCAAAAUUUGACCGAUGAGAUGGUACAAGCACAAAUGUGGUUCGGUGCCAUGGGGCAAGGCAAAAAAAGUUUCGUGCAUUUCCAAUGUUGGGAAAUUGUGAAGGAUUGUUCGAGAUUCAAAAUUAUUCCCACCGGUCCGCCGGUUGUGAUGAAUGAGACGCCACUCCACGAUUCAACAUCAACCGAUUCUCCAUUGGACUCCCCAAUGGAAACGGAGUCACCAUUUGUGCCACGUCCGCCAAGACCUAUUGGGAGAAAGGCGGCAAAGGCCAAGAGAGGGGCCACUUCGACCAAUGAUUGUGUACAAUUAUUGGAGCAAAUAGCUAAGAGCGCCACACUAAGAAUCGAGAGAGACUUGAAAAGAGAUGAAAUGGACAAGGCACGAGAGGAAGCAUUUGUUCUCCAACAACAAAUGGCACAAGAAAAAGACAUAGAGGAUAGAGAGAUGAAAAUCAUGGCUAUGGAUACGAGCCAUAUGUCUCCCGAAACAAAGGCUUAUUGGAAGCUACGACGAAAAGAUGUGAUGAGGAAAAAACUUUUCAAUGACGACGGACCUAGCAAUACGGAUUGGUUAAAUGAUGAAAACCAUUAG